Messenger RNA from Erinaceus europaeus (western European hedgehog), 7623 nucleotides. It is a transcript of the gene NSD2, whose product is annotated as nuclear receptor binding SET domain protein 2. The record is from RefSeq and is a predicted model, not a curated record. The transcript has 10 exons. The coding region runs from base 344 to 2287 and encodes 647 amino acids. Lineage: Eukaryota; Metazoa; Chordata; Mammalia; Eulipotyphla; Erinaceidae. Gene Ontology annotation, cellular component: chromatin; nucleus. Gene Ontology annotation, molecular function: histone H3K36 methyltransferase activity. Gene Ontology annotation, biological process: regulation of DNA-templated transcription.
CCGCGCGCCCGCCCGGCCCCCGCGCGCCCCCGCGCCCGCGCGCCCCCGCGCCCGCCCGCCCGGCGCCGAUUUGAAAAGCCCGGCCGCGGCCCCGCGAGCGCGGCAGCCAAUCAGCGGCGCGCACUUUCCCGCGGCUUCGGGCGGCGGCGGCCGGCGGCGGCCCCGGGCGGGAGGCGACGCGGGGGCGGGGUCGGCGAGCGCGCGGAGAGCCUCGGCCUGGCCGCCUGCGCCGCCGCCCCCUCCCGCCGCCGGGCCCCUCCCGGCCGCCGCCGCCGCCGCACCGAGAGCGCCGCUGAGGAUGCGCCGCACAACAGUUUUUUAAGAAUAGAAGCAUCUGGGCUGAAUGGAAUUUAGCAUCAAAAAGAAUCCUCUUUCAGUUCAGAAAGUUGUAAAGUGUAUAAAGAUGAAGCAGACACCAGAAAUUCUUGGCAACAGUAAUGGAAAGACUCAGAGUUGUGAAGUGAAUCGCGAAUGUUCUGUUUUCCUUAGUAAAGCUCAGCUCUCUACCAGCCUGCAGGAGGGGGUCAUGCCGAAAUUUAAUGGCCACGACGCAAUGCCCUUUCUUCCGACCGAGAAACUGAAAGACCUGACGUCACGUGUGUUUAAUGGCGAGCCUGGUGCUCAUGAUGCUACGCUUCACUUUGAGUCCCAGGAGAUGAAAGGGAUCGGGACACCACCCGACACUACCCCUAUCAAAAAUGGCUCUCCAGAAAUUAAGCUGAAAAUCACCAAGACGUACAUGAACGGGAAACCUCUUUUUGAAUCUUCCAUUUGCGGAGAUGGUGCUGCUGCUGUGACCCUGUCAGAAGACGGUGGACAAAAGCCAAAGAGUAAAGCAAGGAGGAACCGGAAGAGAAGCAUAAAGUAUGACUCCUUCCUGGAGCAGGGCCUUGUGGAAGCUGCUCUGGUGUCUAAGGUCUCUGAUACCGCAGAUCCAAAGAUUCCAGUGAAGAAAGAACCUUGUCUAAAUUCUGCAAGAGAUAAGGACCAUCUGCUGAAAUAUGGAGUGGGUGACUUGGUGUGGUCGAAGGUGUCGGGCUACCCUUGGUGGCCGUGCAUGGUUUCUGUGGACCCACUCCUUCACAGCUACACCAAACUGAAAGGUCAGAAAAAGAGUGCACGUCAGUAUCACGUCCAGUUCUUUGGUGAUGCCCCAGAAAGAGCUUGGAUAUUUGAGAAGAGCCUUGUAGCUUUUGAAGGAGAAGGACAGUUUGAAAAAUUAUGCCAAGAAAGUGCCAAGCUGGCACCCACGAAAGCUGAGAAAAUCAAGCUGUUGAAACCUAUUUCAGGAAAAUUGAGGGCCCAGUGGGAAAUGGGCAUUGUUCAAGCAGAAGAGGCUGCAAGCAUGUCGGUAGAGGACCGGAAAGAGAGGUUUACCUUCAUCUACGUGGGGGACCAGCUCCGCCUCAACCCGCAUGUAGCUGUGCAGGCGGGCCUUGCCGUGGAGUCUCUUGGAGGAGGGCUGGACUCCUCGGGGGUGUGCGAGGAGGCUGUGGAGCACUGCAAGUCUCUGAGAGAAGAGGGCGUGUCCAUCAAGAGGAGACGGAGGGCCAAGCUGUCAAGUUCUACCGAGAACCACCAAAGUGACCCUGGGACGGUGAAGACCACUCCCCAAAAGAUGUCAGAGUUAGACCCCAAGAGAGGAGUGGGGUCUCCUCCUGGGAGGAAGAAGCCCACGGCCUCUACUCUGAGAAGCAGGAAGGGGGACGCUGCAGCCCAGUUUCUGGUCUUCUGUCAGAAGCACAGGGAUGAGGUGAUUGCCGAACACCCAGAUGCCUCAGGUGAGGAGAUUGAAGAGUUGCUGGAGUCCCAGUGGAACAUGCUCAAUGAGAAACAGAAAGCACGCUACAACACAAAGUUUGCUCUGGUGGCUUCUUCUCAGUCUGAAGAGGACUGUGGUAACUUGAAUGGGAAAAAAAGACACCACGUGAGGAGAACACAGGACCCUGCCGAUGACGCUGAAGUUGAGGACGUGCCUAGGAAACGCCUCAGGACCGAGAAGCACAGUCUUCGGAAGAGAGAGACGGUCGCUGACAGAAUGUCCAGGACAAGCUCUUGCAAGGCCAUGGAGGCGACUUCCUCCUUGAAGAGCCAGGCAGCAACGAAAAAUAUAUCUGAUGCAUGCAAACCCCUGAAGAAGCGAAAUCGGGCUUCCACAGCAGCCUCUUCAGCUCUUGGGUUUAGCAAAAGUUCGUCUCCUUCUGCCUCCUUAACUGAGAAUGAGCUUUUAUGGGAGCCCACAUCAGUCAAGUUGGAUUUGAACUCAGCUGCCCUGUACUGCACUUAGAAUGAUGUACUGCCCCACGAUGUCUGCUGCAGGUGGCGUAUCAUCGUACACACUAAGUGACAUUCCUAUCACAUCAUAUUAUGGAAGAUGUGUGAUAAUCUGUUUUUAUUGGUAUUAAUAAACACAUACAAUGAAGAAAACAGAUAACAAAUGUUAAGACCAAGGUAAGAUACCUACUCAAGGCCAUGUGACCAAUCACAUUCAUCUCAUACUAGAAACACAUUCAUGCUCCAGUGCGCAAUGUAGAGCUCAGUGACAGCAUGCCUUGCCGUCUGGGGCUGGCCUAGACCUGUGACAAGGACACUCUGACUGGGUCCAUCUUGCUAGAGUCCACUUUUCUCCUCUAGUUCGUAAUUUACUGGAUUCUUAUUGAGAAAUAUCAGCAUCUGUACCUUCAAAGACAAAGAACAAACAGCACACACUCAAAGGAGGCCUCGUCAGCUCUUUUCAUUGCCAAUGGAAUGUAUUCAGUACUGUAGAUAUUCAGCUAAUUUCCGACAUAAAAGACAGGAAGAGUUUUGAUUCUGUCUUUUUUUUUUUUACUAAACAGUUUUACUAUGACACUAAAAUAUAGUAAAUUUGUAGAAAAAAUACCAUUUCCAGUAUCAUUGUGAAUUAUUUAACUCGACUCAGUUGAGUUAGUGAUUGCUAUCGAGGGGUGCCGUAAUCAGGUGACUAACACCAACCUCCAUCAGUUGCUUUUGUAGAACCUCAGCAUCAUAAGCGUCUUGAUCCCGGCCGCCUCCUGGGCUUUGCUCAGGUGUGCGCAUGUUGCGUGGUGAAGGCCUCGCUUGCCCUUGAGCUCCUUGGAGUAGAGUGUGUGCCUGUCACAUUGCCAUGCCGGUGGCACGGGCUCCUCCCCAGCAGAUUCCAGAUGUGUUUUCCCCUUAAUGGAAGUUUCUGGCUAAUACUUGUGUUCUGAACCAGUAAGUGAUGCAUGUAACACAAUUGGGGUGCCUGCCACCUUGCAGGAACUCAGCGGUUCACUGUUGUGACAAUAAUGGUUAUAACAAUAAAAAGAAUGAAAUCACCUUCAUUCCAUUGUUACCCAAAGGUAUCCAUUUUUCUUUGGCAUGAAAAGCAAUCCUUUGACUGUAUUAUGCGCCUGGGUGAUAGAAGAAUCCUAGGUGUGGUUUGUGUGAUACUCGUGGGACUGGACAGUGGCCGAGGUGGCUCUGCUCUGAGACAGAGUGAGUGGAGCUGCCACUGAAGGACACGGGGAAGUUGGGAAUCAACCUUGGAGUCUCAGACCAGCCACUGAGUUUAAUGAUGUAGAGUGGCCCUGGUUCCAGAAAUGGUCGCCCAGAGGAAAGGCUUGAAGAGACAUAGGAGGCUUUGUGUGAGUUCCAGCAUGGCAGCUCCGCGAGGCAGCUGGCUCCGGGCCAGGAAGUGGCAUUCUCCCUUUUCCAGUGAAUGUGACGGGCUGUUUCUGCUGAGCACCCACUGGGUACAGGGCUGCCUGGGUGGGUGCGAUAGUGUUUCGUGGUGUGUAGUGGUGGCAUGGUGCCCACAGGACGGUGAGGCCAGCAGCAGGCGGGCAGGGCAGUCACUGGGGUGGGAUAGGGUUAGCUUUGUUCUAGAACACUGGACGAGGAGCAGAGGUGGAGGCCGCCCUUGGCUUCCCAACGGAGGUCAGUUGGAAGAGCUUGGGAGCGAACAGCAGUUUGUGUGCCAACAGCACAGACACAUCCGUCCUGCUGCCGGCCCAGAGGGGCAGUCCUGGAAUAGCAAGGCGCUCUCCGUCUGAGGUCACCUGUGCCGUCUGUCGAGUGGGGCUUCACUUGGUCUGUGUGGGGUGUCCUUGCUUUGAGCCUGCUGCACCUCAGCCUGGAGGUGAGGGAGCUCUGAGUCUCUGCUGGGAGCCUAGAGACAUUCCAAAGGCUGGGGGGCUGACUACCUGCACCUUGCAUCUGAAUGGAGCUGCUUCUUCAGGAAGCGCUCGUGUUGGCCACGGUAGGGCCCACAAGAGUAUAACUGCCACCAGCCCUGUGGAGAUGAUCUCUGGGCCUUUCUUCCGUUGUAAUAGUUUCUCCCCUUAGUAUAUGUGACACCUGACCAUCCCAGUGUCUGUCUUUCGGCUGACAAUAACCCGUGUCCCCAAGGAUGUUCCUAAAAGUGAAUUGGAAACCUGAGCGCAGCUGGAGGCGGAGAGGGAGUGAGUCCCACCCACCUCCCUCCCUCCAGGUUAGAAGCCAGCUUUUCUAGGCCGGGUGGUAGUGCAGUGGGUUUAAGCACACAUAGCAAGAGUUAGCUCUCCUCGGGUGUCCCCCACACCCACACCCACACUUGAUGCUUCUGAUUCUUUGGUCCUCACUGGAAAGCGUGUGGGGACAUGGGCAGGCUAGGGAUGGCGUGGCACGUUGGGAGUGGGGCAGAGGUGGUCACUUCUAAAGAGUCACAUGAUUGGAUGUUAAGAGCUGAAAGAGACUGGGAGGGAGACUGGAGGAAACUAAACAGGUUGGUCCCUCUCUGUGGCCCUGCUCUGUCCUCCCAAGAUUCUAGAGCAAAGGUGUAUCGGAACAGCCAGUUGUGAGGGCAAGGCACAGCCGACUUCCUGCUUAGAGUCUGAGAAACAUUCCAUAAAAGGGAGUGGUGCAGUGGUGAGUAGCACCUACUUCCAGAGCCAGAAACGCCCAUCCAUGGGUAUAAAAUUUCAGUGAGUUUUCAAAGACCCUUGCAGUUGCUCAGCUUAAAGGCUGGUCUUGUGUGAAGAGGUCGGGCCUCCUGUGGCAGAUGCUGAGCUGUGGUGUGAGGAGAGAAGGUCGGGCCUCCUGUGGCAGAUGCUGAGCUGUGGUGUGAGGAGAGAAGGUCGGGCUCCGAGGGUGGGACACUGGGUAUUCAGCUCUGGUGAGUCUGCUUAGUAGCUUUUUCUUUUGAUUUCUCAGUUGACAUGCUUCUCAAGCAUGCACAGCCCUUUAUCUCAUUCCUCCUUUCAGUCUGCUCUGGUCAGGUAGAGUUGCACCUGAGCCUGGUAGGGACCCUUUGGACUCAGUGUGACACUUUUGUGAAACAUUAUAUGCUUUAAAAUCAAUGUUUUCAUUGCCUCUGCUUUGAAGGUCUAUAAAUAAAUAUUUAAAUUUCAUCUUUUAGAUUAUUAACCUAAAAUGCAAUUUUUUGCCAAGGUAAUUAAAAUAUCAUUAUCUUAUUAAAAACAAUUUCCAAGAUGGUGGUUUUUUUUUUUUUUUUUUUUUAACCAGAGCCCUGCUCAGCUCUGCCUGAUGGUGGUGUAGGGGAUUCAACCUGGGACUUUGGAGCCUCCAGAUGAGAAUCUCUUUGCAGAACCAUUAUGCUGUCUACCCCCACUUCAAGAUGUUUCUGAACCUGUUAAUUGACAUUUUAGUGGCUUUAUAUUAUUUUGAAGAGAGGUACAGUGACGGACUCGUUGUAGGAUUUGUGAUCAGUGGAAUUCAUCUUGUUCCCUUGAACUUCUGUUUUCACUGUUGUCCCUAACACUGGUGGCUGCUGCCACCUUUAGCAGUAGGUCAGUCUGUGCUAUGCUUACCUGCUCCCUGUGUGUGGGGACACUCCCGGGGUUAUUUGUGGCUGGCCCACCGCACUGCUCCCUUCUUAUGGGGAUGUGGUCAUAGCACGGGUGAGUGCUAGAGCCAGGCUGAUGCUUCUCUUCUGGCCUGUGAGAAGUGGGGCUUUUGGCCCCUGUUCUGAAGAGUGCUCACCACUUAGGAUUGUUGCUUCAGGAGGUGCCUGGGGUUGGGUGCUGGCUUGGCCCAGAGGGGAGGGCACGUUCCAAUCAUGCUGACAGGGGCGGUGGCAGCAGGGAGCACAGAACUUUGCCUAUAGCCAUUGUGAGGGUUGGUGCUGAGGAUACAGAGGGGAGAAAGUUGGCUUUUGAGGCCCAUGUGGACUCAUUCUGCUUUGACGGCUGGCUUUCAGCCUGGAGCUCCAGCCACAGGCCUGACUAGGUUCACAUGGGGCUACCGGUUGGCACUUGGUGGCAUCUCUGGCUGUCAGAUGUUAGGGGGUGGGUGUGAAGCAUAGUGUUGGUUGUGAGCUGGAGACUAGGGUGUUGUCAGCAACUAAGUGAGUUCUAGAAGGUAGAAGCAGGCUCCAGUUGGUAACAUCUGGAAGUGUCACUUGAAUAAAAAUGACUGUGAACUGUGGCCUUAGAAAUUACUUUCAUUCCACUCUAAUAUUUCACUGUGAUGUUAAUUUGGAAGAUUUGCUCGAGAUAAGUCUUGACUUUAAGCUCCUCAAAUCUGCUGGGCCCAGCAUUCUUUUGCCAGUUGUACAUCCAAACUCCUCUGUGAAAGCACUUCUACCUACUCAUUUCUUCUUCUGCAGAAGCAUAACUAAAACAUGAAAGUGUUGGUUUAUAGAAAUAUUGCUCAAGGUCUGUAAUUGUAUUUAAAAAUGAUGUCGUAAUCAACUUGUGGAGGGACUUGUUUUGUCAAAAGAAAAGAAUCACUCUGUACACAGCACUUGGAGGUGUAGGGGCUGCUUUCAGCCCCAGCAGGAGGGACCCGCCUGGGAGCUGCCCAUGUCCCCUCAAUGGCUAUGUCACUGCUAGAUGCUGGUUCAGACAUGUCAACUAGGCUGUACCGUGUUUAAGGUCACCUGGAAAAAUCCCUUCUUGUAACACACAUAUUAAGGGGAUAAUACUGCAUUUCCUGCCCGCAAAGUGACGAAUGUCUGAGGGAAGUCCUGAGUAGAGUAGAGUGAGUACUUUCAGACUCAAAACAACUCUGGGGAGUCAGGAACUGAGCUGCUUGAACGUGAGGCCGCGCGAGCAGUGGCUGCGGGAAGUGUCGGGAAAGUGCUUGACAGCUGUGUCCAUUCAGUUACUACAUCUUUCUUUUUCCAAAUGCAUCCUAAUGGAUAUGGAAUAGACCGUAGAUGUCGUAGACUGAGAGUUGGGACUGUGUUGGGACCGUACAGGUGAAUGUGUCACUCUCACAAAUGGCGUCUCCGAGUAAGUACAGCACCGGAGUGUGGAGCCUGCAGCCGGAGUGGGCGUGCUGCCAGGUGCCCAGCACAGCGGCUCUCGGCGGGGGGUUGGCUGAGGAGAGCCGCUGCAGCCUCCCCCGACUGUGUGCUGGGGUCUGUCGGUCGCUGGGAAGGGGCUGGCGGGACCACAGUUGGAGUCUCCUGCGAUCUGUGUUAUGGACUGUAAUAUUGUAAGGUCUGUAUUCUGUAUGUAUCCGAAAGCCUGACCAGGAAAUCGGCCUCCUGUGUGUCUUCCACAUUUAUAAACCCAUGCAAAGUAUGUAUGCAGUGUUUAUUUCUUCAAAACAGACUUUGUUAUUUAGGAAAUAUCUUCAAGUGAAACGUGCUAACUUUUUCUGUAAAUCUUCAAUAAAAGGUGCUGUUCCUUCCUUUGA